Messenger RNA from Pygocentrus nattereri (red-bellied piranha), 742 nucleotides. RefSeq lists its product as uncharacterized. Lineage: Eukaryota; Metazoa; Chordata; Actinopteri; Characiformes; Serrasalmidae. The record is from RefSeq and is a predicted model, not a curated record. Bases 1 to 732 code for a protein of 243 amino acids. The transcript is spliced from 7 exons.
AUGGCCACACUCAUCAUGGAGAGAUCUCAGCACCAUAGGAAGAUAGACCUUGGGGAUCUGAUAGUACCCACUAUGGAGAUCCAGAACAGAGAACCACUUACUGCCAUUAAGACAAUCCAGUGCUUCAUCAAUACAUGUAAGCAUAUUCUCUGCCUUCAGGCUCAUUUUGUCUAUGCCGAGAUAACUGAGGCCAAGCAGGAGUUUGACCAUUUGGCAGAAGACAACCGUAAAGCUUUGUAUGAGGCUCAAGAGAGCCUGGGCCCUGCGGAGCAAGUGUCCAUCCAAGAGGACCUCACCGAGGGGGAUGGGAUAGAACCAAAAACACAAAGGAAGGACCAAUCAGAAGUCAGUGACCUGAAUCAGGCCAGGCUGCAGAAGCAUGAGGUCAUACAGGUGGCGCUAGAGUGCAUCAAGACAGGGGUUACACCCACCAUCACUGGGCCAAUCAGUGAAGACAACCUGGCAGCACUGGAUGAGAGCGUCAGAGCUUUUGAGGAGAAUUUCAGGAAGAGCAACUACCUGAAUGUUGAGGCUGGGAAGAGUGUGGGCCAGCAGCUGCUACAGCUGCAAGCAGAGCUGAAACAGGUCAAAGAUGAGAACAAGAAGAUCAUAGAGAAUUACACUGCAGAGCGAACCUUGAGGAAGAAGUACUACAACAUGGUGGAAGAUAUGAAAGGCACAUCAAUUUUCUUAUUCACUUAUCAUCUAGAAACUCAACCUGUCAUGAGGUGAAAUGCAGGAG